This is a messenger RNA of Arabidopsis lyrata subsp. lyrata, 4151 nucleotides long. RefSeq names its product splicing factor 3B subunit 1. The transcript is spliced from 2 exons. The record is from RefSeq and is a predicted model, not a curated record. Gene Ontology annotation, biological process: spliceosomal complex assembly. Gene Ontology annotation, cellular component: U2 snRNP; U12-type spliceosomal complex; U2-type prespliceosome. Gene Ontology annotation, molecular function: mRNA binding. Lineage: Eukaryota; Viridiplantae; Streptophyta; Magnoliopsida; Brassicales; Brassicaceae. Bases 157 to 3963 code for a protein of 1268 amino acids.
AACUCUUAUAUUCUUUUUUUUUUUUUGUUCUGGCUUAAUCUGGAUAAACCCUAGUUCUUCUUUCUCUCGCGCUCUACUUUCCCACGAUCACCCGCAGACGAUUUCCGAUUACCGUUCUUUCUUUUUUGUUGGAGAAAGCUUCGUUGAGUAUCGAUAAUGGCGGAUCUAGAUCCAGAGAUCGCUAAAACUCAAGAGGAAAGACGGAAGAUGGAAGCAGACCUUGCUUCUCUCACUUCUAUCAAUAUGGAUCGCGAUCUUUACGGAGGUAACGACCGUGAUUCCUACGUGACUUCUAUUGCUCCUAACGAUGAGGAGGAUACGAAUCUGGACACCACUGGUUCUCUUGUUGCUCAGCGGCUCGCGUCUUACACUGCUCCUAGGUCGCUUCUUAACGACGUGGCUCGUCCUCACAACGAAGAUGACGAUGUGGGAUUUAAACCUAGGCAGACUAUUGCGGAACGUGAGGGUGAGUAUAGGAAUAGGAGACUCAAUCGGGUUCUUUCUCCGGAUAGAGUUGAUGCCUUUGCUAUGGGCGACAAGACCCCGGAUGCGAGUGUUCGGACUUACACGGACCAUAUGAGGGAGACGGCUCUGCAGAGGGAGAAAGAGGAAACUAUGAGGCUCAUUGCUAAGAAGAAGAAAGAGGAAGAAGAAGCUGCAAAGCAUCAGAAGGAUUCUGCUCCUCCUCCUCCUGUUCCUUCUUCUUCCAAGAGGAGACACAGGUGGGAUCUCCCUGAAGAAGACGGUGGUGCUGCAAAGAAAGCUAAAGCAGCAAGUUCAGAUUGGGAUUUACCUGAUGCAGCUCCAGGGAUUGGACGAUGGGAUGCUCCAACUCCAGGGAGAGUUUCUGAUGCCACCCCUUCUGCUGGACGAAGAAACAGGUGGGACGAAACUCCUACACCUGGUCGUGUGACUGAUUCUGAUGCAACACCUGGUGGUGUUACUCCCGGUGCAACUCCUUCAGGUGUUACUUGGGACGGGACGCCAAGAGGGCUUGCCACCCCUACCCCAAAGCGUCAACGUUCAAGGUGGGACGAAACACCAGCCACUAUGGGGAGUGCUACACCUAUGGGUGGAGUCACUCCUGGUGCAGCUUACACUCCUGGUGUUACCCCUAUUGGUGGGAUUGAUAUGGCUACUCCGACUCCGGGUCAGCUUAUUUUCCGUGGUGCUAUGACCCCCGAGCAGCUCAAUAUGCAAAGGUGGGAGAAGGAUAUCGAGGAGAGAAACAGACCAUUGAGUGAUGAAGAGCUUGAUGCCAUGUUUCCUAAAGAUGGAUACAAGGUUUUGGAUCCGCCUGCUUCAUAUGUUCCCAUCAGAACCCCUGCGAGGAAACUUCAACAAACCCCGACACCCAUGGCAACUCCUGGCUAUGUUAUUCCCGAGGAAAACCGUGGGCAACAGUAUGAUGUGCCCCCAGAAGUUCCUGGUGGUUUGCCGUUUAUGAAACCAGAGGAUUAUCAGUAUUUUGGAGCUCUGUUGAAUGAAGAGAACGAAGAAGAGCUGUCUCCUGACGAGCAGAAAGAACGCAAGAUCAUGAAACUAUUGUUAAAGGUUAAAAAUGGAACUCCUGCCCAGAGGAAAACAGCCCUGAGGCAGCUUACUGAUAAGGCUCGUGAGCUUGGUGCUGGUCCUUUGUUCAAUAAAAUUUUGCCAUUGCUCAUGCAACCCACUUUGGAAGAUCAAGAGAGGCAUCUUUUGGUCAAAGUGAUUGAUAGGAUUCUGUACAAACUUGAUGAGCUGGUAAGGCCUUACGUCCACAAAAUCCUUGUUGUUAUUGAGCCUUUGUUGAUUGAUGAGGAUUAUUAUGCUCGUGUAGAAGGGAGAGAAAUUAUUUCUAACCUUAGCAAAGCAGCUGGUUUGGCCACUAUGAUUGCAGCUAUGCGUCCUGAUAUUGACAACAUUGAUGAAUAUGUGAGGAACACAACAGCGAGAGCUUUCAGUGUGGUGGCUUCAGCUCUUGGAAUCCCUGCACUCUUACCUUUCCUAAAAGCUGUGUGCCAGAGUAAAAAGUCAUGGCAGGCACGGCACACUGGAAUUAAGAUUGUUCAGCAGAUUGCGAUACUAAUUGGUUGUGCCGUCCUGCCUCACUUAAGGUCUUUAGUAGAGAUUAUCGAACAUGGUCUCAGUGAUGAAAACCAGAAGGUUAGGACUAUUACCGCUUUGUCACUGGCUGCUCUUGCUGAAGCUGCUGCUCCAUAUGGUAUUGAGAGCUUUGAUUCUGUUCUGAAGCCUUUGUGGAAAGGUAUUAGGUCGCACCGUGGUAAAGUUUUAGCUGCUUUCUUGAAGGCGAUCGGUUUUAUCAUCCCCUUGAUGGAUGCUAUAUAUGCGAGCUACUAUACAAAAGAAGUCAUGGUUAUCUUGAUUCGUGAGUUCCAGUCGCCUGAUGAAGAGAUGAAGAAGAUCGUCCUCAAGGUGGUGAAACAGUGUGUAAGUACAGAGGGUGUUGAACCGGAAUACAUACGCAGUGAUAUUCUGCCUGAGUUUUUCAAGCAUUUCUGGGUUAGGAAAAUGGCUCUGGAGAGGAGAAACUAUAAGCAGCUUGUUGAAACUACUGUGGAGAUUGCGAACAAGGUUGGUGUUGCAGAUAUUGUGGGAAGAGUUGUUGAAGAUCUCAAGGAUGAGAGUGAACCGUAUCGACGUAUGGUUAUGGAAACCAUUGAUAAGGUUGUCACAAACUUGGGAGCAUCUGAUAUUGAUGCGAGAUUGGAGGAACUGCUCAUAGAUGGCAUUCUUUAUGCUUUUCAAGAACAGACUAGUGACGAUGCUAAUGUAAUGCUUAAUGGAUUCGGUGCUGUAGUGAAUGCUCUUGGUCAGAGAGUAAAGCCUUAUCUUCCCCAGAUCUGUGGUACCAUCAAGUGGCGUUUGAAUAACAAGAGUGCUAAGGUAAGACAACAAGCUGCUGAUCUGAUUUCUAGAAUUGCGGUUGUUAUGAAGCAAUGCGGAGAGGAACAGUUGAUGGGACAUCUUGGUGUUGUUUUGUAUGAAUAUCUUGGAGAAGAGUACCCAGAAGUCUUGGGAUCAAUUCUUGGAGCUUUAAAAGCUAUAGUCAAUGUGAUUGGUAUGACGAAGAUGACUCCUCCUAUUAAGGAUCUGCUUCCAAGGCUGACCCCUAUUUUGAAGAACAGGCACGAGAAAGUGCAAGAGAAUUGCAUUGAUCUUGUCGGUAGGAUUGCUGAUCGUGGUGCCGAGUUUGUUCCAGCAAGAGAAUGGAUGAGAAUCUGUUUUGAGCUUCUUGAAAUGCUUAAGGCUCAUAAGAAAGGUAUUCGUCGUGCUACAGUCAACACUUUCGGGUACAUCGCCAAAGCCAUUGGACCACAGGAUGUUCUUGCCACGUUGCUGAACAAUCUCAAAGUCCAAGAACGUCAGAACCGUGUUUGCACCACAGUCGCAAUCGCUAUUGUCGCUGAAACAUGCUCUCCCUUCACCGUAUUACCUGCUUUGAUGAAUGAGUACCGUGUUCCAGAGCUAAACGUCCAAAACGGUGUUUUGAAAUCUCUUUCCUUCCUCUUUGAGUACAUUGGAGAAAUGGGCAAAGAUUACAUAUACGCAGUCACACCGUUGCUUGAAGACGCGCUCAUGGACAGAGAUUUGGUUCACAGACAAACCGCAGCUUCAGCCGUGAAACAUAUGGCUCUAGGUGUAGCUGGGUUGGGAUGCGAAGACGCUUUGGUUCACUUGCUUAACUUCAUUUGGCCCAACAUUUUCGAGACAUCUCCUCACGUCAUUAACGCGGUGAUGGAAGCCAUUGAAGGAAUGCGAGUCGCAUUAGGUGCAGCUGUAAUUCUGAACUAUUGUUUGCAGGGUUUGUUUCAUCCGGCGCGCAAGGUCCGCGAAGUGUACUGGAAGAUAUACAAUUCUCUAUACAUUGGUGCUCAGGACACGCUUGUUGCUGCUUACCCGGUUCUUGAAGAUGAGCAGAACAAUGUGUAUAGCCGACCAGAGUUGACGAUGUUUGUGUGAAAGAAAGAUUGGAUUCGAUGUGACUCUAUUACUCUCUAGUCUCCUGUGAUGUGACUCUAUUACUCUCUAGUCUCCUGUAGUUUUUGGUAUUGGCUUUAUUGCAAAGGUUUGCUUUGUAUAAAACUCUCGAACACGGAAGCGGUUCUUUUCUUUUUCUGGAAAUUACAAAACGUGUGCACUUUUUGGUA